UUCCAAUAGCAGUGCUAGCCAACUGAUACAUGUGCAUUUGGUGUCUGACAAGUGAAGAGUAAAGAUCAUUGUUACAAAAUCUGAAGAAUCAUAUAAGACACUACACGUAGCUCCAGAAUUCAUGCAUAAAAUAUUUACCUUGGUAAAAAAAAAUACUACGAAAUUACAUAACAUUUGAGCAAGCACUUAUUAUAGUAGCAGUGACAGCCAACUGAUACAUGUGCAUUUAGAGUCUGACAAGAGAAGAGUGAAGAUCUUUGUUACAAACGUAGCAUUCAAAGGCUGCAAGGGGAACAAAAGUCCUUAUUUAAAAUGGUUAUUAUUUCAAUCAACAUGAUCGUCGCCUUACUACUAACAUGUCUCUGUCUUGCGCUCUUAUAUCAUUAUAUUAUACAUCGUGGAAGAGACGAACAACUUAUUGAUCGUAUACCAGGACCAGUGACACUUCCAAUUUUAGGCAAUAUACAAACUUGGACCGCCACGCCAGAAAAAUUGUGGUAUAAACUACGCGAAUGGAUUAGCACAUAUUAUCCAAUUUUCAAAAUACGGAUUUUCACACUGCACUCAGUUUUCAUUUGCAAUCCAGACGACAUGCAGAAAAUUCUAAACACCACUAAGCAUAAUAAGAAAGGUUAUAGUUACAAUAUUAUGAAACCCUGGUUAGGCGAAGGUCUUGUCACUAGCACAGGAAUGAAGUGGCAACAAAGGCGGAAGAUAUUAACGCCCGCAUUUCAUUUUUCUAUAUUAAAACAAUUCGUUGAGAUCUUGAUUGAGGAGGGCAAUCGCGCAGCGAAAUCAUUCAAGAAUAACAUCCAGGAUCGUGUAAGAAAAGAAAUUUCUAACGUGAUGCAGGAAAAUGAUGGAAAGCUUACUAUGAAGGCAUUACAGAGUAUGCCAUACUUGGAGAUGUGUUUGAAAGAGUCGAUGAGAAUGUAUCCUAGUGUUCCUCUUAUAUCGCGUGAAUGUUCCGAAGAUGUAAAGUUACAUUCAUAUUUGGUGCCAAAAGGCACAACGCUACAUCUCCUUAUCUAUGAUCUUCAUCAUGAUCCUAAGAUUUGGCCGGAUCCGGAGGUAUUUAAUCCAGACAGAUUUUUACUAGAGAAUAUAAGGAAUCGUCAUCAUUAUUCCUAUUUACCAUUCAGCGCGGGACCACGAAAUUGCAUUGGUCAACGAUUCGCUCUGUUGGAGUUAAAAGCUCUGAUAGCUCCUCUGGUGUACAAUUUCUACUUAGAGCCCAUUGAUUAUUUGAAGGAUAUCCGACUGAAGCUGGAUUUUGUACUGCGUGCUGUACGUCCGAUUCGCAUGAAAGUCAUUCCGAUCAAACGUGCAUAAUAAUUUAAUGUAAAUACUGAUUGGGAAGAAAUAAUCGAUCUGAUUCUAAUUAUAUAUUAAAUAAUAUCUGAGAAACUGUUAACGUCAUUAGAUGCGUCGCAGUGGGUCGUGAGUGCGAACGUUAUUU
Molecule: messenger RNA, 1459 nt
Organism: Dinoponera quadriceps
Lineage: Eukaryota; Metazoa; Arthropoda; Insecta; Hymenoptera; Formicidae
Product: cytochrome P450 4c3-like
Exons: 10
Coding region: 313-1332 (339 amino acids)
Molecular function (GO): monooxygenase activity; iron ion binding; heme binding
Source: RefSeq, a predicted model, not a curated record